AGAUGUCGUGUCCUUUUUUCGCCAUUAUUUUGUUUACUCUAACUAUUACACGCGACUAUCGGGGGCAAGCUCGUGUAAUAAUAAGUUGUUGAUUUUCGCGACUUCGUAAGCGUAGCUGUUGCUUCCGACGGUGCAGUUCAUUUACAGUCACCGUUUGGCCAAUUUGCUAACCGCAUGUGUUCUGCAGGAGUAGGUUAUGUUAGUUGUAAAACGGCUGCCGCGCUCUAAGGACACCAAACAUCUAUGGAAGGCUUCGAGUAUGUAGUCAACCGACCACCGCAGGCAAAAAUAUGUUUCGGCUCUACCAUCGAACGGGAAGCCGUCCCGUUGCAAGGCCCAGCCAAAAGUUCAAUCAUGCGACGCACAAUGAGUGAGCCGCUAGGAGAGAAUCUCGCUCCUGGAUCGCACAAUAUCACCUAUUAUGACAAUGCUUCUCGCCCGAUUCUCAAAAGCUUGAGGUGCAAGUCCCGAGGUUAUGGUCCUCUGUCAUCCAGCACGCUUCGCUUCAAGUACGAUGAAGUGAGCCAUAGUCCCGGUAUGGGCGAUUAUGACCCUCACAAACAAUCGCCGAUUAAACCAUCAAAGAAACCGUUUGGGGCUUGCGUACCACGAUGGCAUGACGUUGCGUAUCCAGCUGUGCCAGGUCCGGGCACAUACACCGCGAAGAAUCGUCGCAACAUUCGAAAGCACUCUUUUGGAGGGAAAAUUAAAAUUAUUCCGGCUACUAUCACCGUCUGUAAGACGGAAAAUUUUGAUAAAUGCCAAAAUUGCAACACCACGCCCGAGGUGGAUUACUGGAAGAAUUUCAAAACCGAUCGCAGUUUGUGCCGACGCUGCAUGGAGUUGGAAACAGAUGAAGCCAAGUAUCGAUCCAAAACCAAAUCGGCGAUGUUUCAACGGUUGGCGCAGCUACGGGAGUACAAGCGUAUUCGGUAUUGCUCCUUCUAUCACAAGCACGAUAAAACCACGGCUGCAAUUCAGUUUGUGAGUAAUCGAGAUUUGAAACGCAAAUUUGCUGUAGAGAAUUAUCUUUCAAUGUUUGAAUAAGUAGACCAAACCCGCAAUAACAUGCCUUCUUUUGCGUCUACCUAAUCGAUCUUUCUUUUUAAAAAAAAAACGCCAGCCUUCAGUACUGCAACUUUAUUGUUCUCUAGGCUAAUAAUAGCGAAUAUUCCCGGUUAGACAAUCGCAACGACGGUGACAAAUACCCCUCAGCGCAGCAUCGGUGUACAAUAUCAGUAAAAUUGGCGAGUCACAAUCCGUGAAAAAUUGUCGUAAAAGAAGCAUUAUGCGAAUACUAACUUACUAUCUACCAAGUGUGCAGGAUUAAAUAACAUUUACAGUAUAAAAUAUGCAUACUUACUUAUCGUUGAUCUUCAUUGGUUCACCUUCUGGUGCCUCGCGUUGGGUUUGCUGCUCGGUGGAGUCAUUCGCGUUAUCCGGCGCAGUGUUCCCGACAGCCGAAUCACCGCUGGCUUCCGAUAUAGUCGUGCGCUGCAGUGCGGUCGAAAUGAGCUUCACUU
Molecule: messenger RNA, 1523 nt
Organism: Wyeomyia smithii (pitcher-plant mosquito)
Lineage: Eukaryota; Metazoa; Arthropoda; Insecta; Diptera; Culicidae
Exons: 3
Coding region: 244-1047 (267 amino acids)
Biological process (GO): regulation of cell projection organization
Cellular component (GO): ciliary basal body
Molecular function (GO): cytoskeletal protein binding
Source: RefSeq, a predicted model, not a curated record